Molecule: messenger RNA, 5687 nt
Organism: Cygnus olor (mute swan)
Lineage: Eukaryota; Metazoa; Chordata; Aves; Anseriformes; Anatidae
Gene: BEND6
Product: BEN domain containing 6
Exons: 10
Coding region: 2557-3993 (478 amino acids)
Biological process (GO): positive regulation of neuron differentiation; negative regulation of Notch signaling pathway
Cellular component (GO): nucleus
Molecular function (GO): transcription corepressor activity; DNA binding
Source: RefSeq, a predicted model, not a curated record
GCCGGCAGCAGCAGGAGGAGGAGGAGGAAGAGGAGGAGGAGGAGGGUGCCUGCAGGGAGGGAGGAGGAGGAGGAGGAAGGGGGCACUUCGCAGCCCCGCCGGCGCGGCUGGGACUCGGGGCCGGGGCCGGCCGCUGACAUCACGCGCUGGAGCCGCUGCAGAGGGAGGCGGAAAAUGGCCGCGGCGAGGUACCGGGGGUGGUGGGGGGGCGGCUUCACACCGGCUUGGUUUCACCUCGGCUUCGCCCCGGCUUCAGCCCGGCCCUCGGUGGGGAGAGGGGAGCCCCCGGCCCUCCUCCGUGAGGGGAAGGAGCCGCCACGAACAGGUGAUGGCGUGCUGAGGGCUCUCUGUGCCGGGUUUCCCCGCGGGCUGGCUGCGAGGUGCCCCCCGGUGAGGCGCUGGGGUCUCUGGAUAUCCCUCUGCUUGGGGCUGGGGUUUCGGCAGCAGGCCCCUCGGUGUCCCCCUAACCCUCCUUCUUCCCCGGGGGGACCCCCCGAGUCGUCCCCCCUUGCCCCCGCCGGCUUUCGGAGGAAGACGGGGUCCCCGCCGUCGCGCUGCUCCCUGAAAAAAAAAUGAAAAAAAAUAAAAUUUUUACACGCUGAAAGCAUUUCCGGGGAAUGUUCCGCACUACGACGGUGCAAAUAAUAAUAAUAAUAAUAAUAAAAAGUUAGGAUUGAUUUGUGGCAAAAUCCAUGCACCUUUCGUGCCUCUUGGAUGGGAGCACGGGAGGAACGGAUCUGAAGCUCGACAGAAAUAAUAAAAAUCUCUGUGUAAACAUUGGGAUAACAUUGGGAUGUUUUUGCUUUAUAGGAUGGCUGUAAAACAUACAUGGAAGCAUAUGGGAUAACAUUGGGAUGUUUCUGCUUUAUAGGACAUCCAUAAAACAUGUAUGGAAGCAUAUAUCAGAAUUUAAAUUGCAAAAUACGCAAGCAGGAAGGACAGGGAGAGAGGGGUGCGCAUCUGUGGUAGCUUAAAUAAGAAUGGGAAAUGAAUGAUCUGUGUAUUGCUAAAUUUCACUUAUCGCUGAAGGAAUAUCACUGACUCGUUUACCCUUAAUGUCACGAAAGACUUUUUGGGGGGCAGAUUCCCUUGAUACCAGCUCUGGUGGCUACUUUAAGAAAGAAACAAAACAGCCUUGUUUUUAGGUCUGCAAUGUUUUAUUCCAGGAAUCUUGUCCCAUUUUAUAGCAUACAUCGACAUAUUGAGACGAAACAGUCUGUCAUCUGACUUGGUAGCAUGGGAAGUUGCUAUAUGGCAGCUUUUGAUUUAAAGCUUUCCUUCACUACCCAGGAGCUGACAAAUGCUGUGAGGUUGUGUUUUGUCAUGUGAUGCGAUACUGAAAUCUCCUAAUACCGCAGUACACUGCAGUAAAAUGGUUUUAAUGCAGAUUACCUGGAGAUUAUUAAACCGCUUCGUGUCACCUCGCUGUAACAUGAAGUGAAUCAGAGUGAUCUUCCCAGCAACACGGAGCCUUGCUGCAGUGUUUCACUGCAGUCUAUUGCAGGGACAAGAAACUUUUCAGCACCUUUCGCUCUGCACCGAAUUAUAUUAUUUCGUAAGGGGGUAUUCCAGGAAACAUAGCAUAGAACUGGCUGCAUAGUAAACUGCAGAGAACUCGGGGAAUUUUCUGCAGAAUUCACGUUUUCUAUGCAGUUAUCCAAGAACAACGUUUAGACUAAUGACAGAUCUCUAAUUAGUCACCCUGCUUGUUUAAGGUUUACAGCUUUUCCUUUCUGAGACUUAAGGCGCACUGGUGUCCGGAGGAUAAAAUUUUGCCAAAAGGCUAUGAUAAAUUACUUGACAACAGCUUAAUUUUUUUCAGAUUCUGAAGAGAAUACAGUUUAGUACAAGAAAUGCUGACGUGAUUUUUUCAGAGAGCCACUGCUCUAGGCUUCUGAGUCAACAGUCUCAUGCAAAUGAAACUGCUGCUAUGCUUUUCUUUAUGCUCAUUGCUACUCUUUUUUUUUAUAAAUGCUGUGGGUAUGGGCAGUGUGGUUAAAAUGUUACUUCAAUGGUGAAUACAGUUUAAGUAGAUUAAGUGAUUUCAUGUUAAAAAUAAGCAAACAGUAUGCAGCUAGCUUAUUCCAAAUAGUAAUAAAGAGAAAUUACAGUAAGUUUUAUAUGUACGGUGUGUUUUUUAAUAUAAGCUUCUUUAUAGAAUGUUUUUCAGGGAACUUUUUAUAAAUCUUAAGAAUGAGAAACAGAGAAGAGAAAAGGAAUGAAGAGAAAAGGUGAAUAGAAAGCCAUCAGCUCUCAGCUGAGAUUUGACCUCAGAAGGAGAAUCCCGGAGGUGAAUAGGAAGCUAUUUCGGAGAAGAGGAAGUGAAAGAAGAGAUGUGAGAAGAUGGGAGGUAGCAUCCUGUGGACGCCUGUUUUGAUAGGGCUCAAGGAGCAGCUGAGCAGCCACAAAGUCACGAGCACAGCUGCAGUUUGCAGCAGGCAGCUUGGAAGAAACCUUUCAUAUGAGCAGCACUGAGGGAGGAAGCAGCGAUACAUGCUUGGGCAGCAGAGGCUCCACAAAGAGGUUGUGUCUGUGUGACAAGAAAACCAUUUAACAAUGAAAAAAUUCACACUGUUUGAUUUUGUAAAUGACAACUCGCUCCAAAUUGGAGAGACUUCGUGGAUUCAGGAUCUUCCCAGUGAUGACAGUGAACUGGAAAGACUUCUGAAACGAAAUGAGCACGUGCUAGUAAACUGGCCUGUGGGAGAAAGAAAGACAGAAAAGCACCUAGUAAAAGUUGUGUACAUGAGUGAUGACCCCCAAGAGUUGGUGGAAAUGAUGCAAAAGAUAUUACAAGCAGAUGAAAUUACAAAAAUACAAGUCGUUGGAAAAGGCAAGAGGAAGAGAAUAGAAAUGAUAUUCUCAGAAAGUGAAGAUAGUGACCUGGAUAAAGAACAGGAGAAGAUGAUGAAGCAUAUGAAAAGAAAGAAAUCAUUUCAGGCAUCUGCCCCUGCCAACAUCCUCAGUCAACUUGAAACAUCUUUAAUUAACAAACAGAGAGAACCAUAUUCAGGAAGCAACUUUCUGUACAGUGAAAGUAGCAGUGAUGAUGAAGAGCCUUUAUUUCAACUAUCCAAGGUAGAACUGUGUGCCAAAAUAAAAAGUCUCAAGAGGAAGCUGACAGACACCAUGAGAGAAAACUGCCGCCUAAGGCAGUCCCUGGUAAUGCUUCAAGUGUUGCCACAGGCAGUCACCCAUUUUGAGGAACUGGUAGGAAUGGCUGAAGCACUGCUCAAAGGGGGAGUGACAACAUCUACAUCUAGUCUUCAUUCACAUGCUGUUUGGAAAGCGUCUAACAGCUCUCUAGCAGAUACAUAUGCAGCUAUGCAUAGUAACUCCAGCUCACCAAUAACUUUGAAUGGAGAAGAUGAGGAACAACAGACUGAAAAACAGUUCAAGAUCGAAAAGUGGCAGAUUGCACUUUGUAACAAGAGCAAACCUCAAAAGUUUAUAAAUGACUUGAUGCAAGCACUUUACACACAUGAGUACAUGGCUACGCACAGCCUGACAGGUGCAAAAUCCUCCUCUUCAAAGGAUAAAGCAGCGAAACCAGCUAUGAAUCAGAAUGAAGUUCAGGAAAUCAUAGGCAUCACAAAACAGUUGUUUCCAAACACAGAUGAUGCUUUAAUUAGGCGAAUGAUGGGACAGAAACUGAACAAUUGCACCAAGAAGCCAAUUUUAGGCAAAGAUCUUAACUCAGGUGCUUUUCAGAAGCAUGGCUUUUGUGGUUCAACAGCUGCUCCUCAGGGCAUCAUCCCUUCAGCUGUUACACCCCGCACCCAAGACCAGCAGGAUGAUGAUUCACCAGCUGCUACUGCACAAAUUCAGCAAAGCCACAGCCGUCUGACUCCACCACCUCCCAGCACACAAGGUCAGCAGGAGUGUUCCAAAUCCACUUCUUCUAAGGUGGAGUCUCAUCUCUCCAGCAGCUCACCAGCGCCCUCUGCCAACCAGGGUUGCAGACAGGACCUCAGGAAUUCAGAUAAGGAGUAACAGGAUGUGCUUCGUACCAGUUCUUCGAUGGAGACGAAGGAGUAGUACAAAAUUAAAAUGAAAUAAUAUUUAUGGGGCCUAGCAACAGUGAACAGAGGUACUGCAAGAAGAAUAGAAGCCUGGGAACCUUUUUCUCAAAUGAGUGAAAAUCCCACAGCAUAGAAAAAAAUGAAGGCAUAUUAAUAUCUUUGUCUUUAAGAUAUUACUAAAUAUAUGCAUGUUAUACUGUAUUUCAGAAAAUAUAAACUUGAUCCAAAGAAUACAAGAAGAGUUCCCCUUAGUUAGAAAAACACUAUAUUAUUUAAAGUAACACCAAAAGAAUUUAUAAGAGGAACCUUAAUUCCCUUGCUUUCACCUUGACAGCUGAUGGCAAACUGCUUUACCCGUUAGAGAAAGCUAUUGCAUACUAAUACAAAAGAGCUACAGAGAUAUAAAAACAGCAGAAAAAAAAACCUAGUGAAUGAAAACUACGACCAGCACAGGGUUGGAAAACACAGGGCCACGUGAACAGAGAAGUAGUAGUACAAUAGGUAUUUAAGGAUGCUGUUAACUUAAAAAGAAGAAAAUGUUUUCAGGGCAGUGAAACUGCGCCUCCCAAGAUGUCUGCAAGAAAGAAGCAGCUCCUUUUUAACCUCCAGAAGGUGGAAAGACAAUGAAAAAAGGCACGUUCCUUCUUAGCUCAGGGAAGAGUCCUCCAGGAUAGCCUGUGGAGGCCAUGGCUUCUCUCCCAGACCUUUUGCUGCUACUCUGGUUUGGCAGCUGUCGCUCUCUUCCCUGAACAUCAGGUCCUGAGGUUAAGGGUGACAGAUCCCUCCAGUCAAGGGAUGGAGGAUUAUCUCUUGGAAGCAACUAGUAAGGGACAGAGGUGCCAGCUCCUGCUCCCUCUGCUUAGAUUUUGGUAUGCUGCGGUUUGGUUAGACAGUGGGUGGAUGGGCAGAGCAUUCCUCGUGGGGUUGGUACCAGAAAUCCCCCAGCAGCUGGGCAAUUUCUCUUGAGCUCUCUGACACCACUUGUUCCAGGGGCACAACUGGAAGUCAUGCACCCUGUAAUUGCCUGUGGAGGAGGAGUGGUACUUUUUUCCUCCUUGUUGACUGAUUCCAGUUUUACAGUGUCCUGUUAGCAUGGGAAGGAGAGAACACUCGGAUUAUAGCUUUCACGCUUGGGGAUAUUUCUCCCAGAACAGAGAGUACUAACAGUUAAAUCUAUUUCGUACUUGGCAAACAAGCAACUAAUGAAUCAAGAUGGAGGGGAAAAAAAAAAACAACUUGAUUUGAGGAGGAUUUCUAGAAUUAGAAAUAGGGUAAAUGCCAGUAAAAAAAAAUCUGAAGACAAGUUUUGCAGCUGAAUACUUCUGAAGGGAAGUGCUGCGAACUACCUUUAUUAGAAUAAUGCACUAAUCAAAUGCACUGUAGAGAAGACUUCUGGAUGGGAUGGGGUAUGACUGAAGAGAUCUGCUAGCCUUUUUCAUCUCUCAUGUCCAUCAGUUCAUUGUAGAUAGGAUUAAGAUGAAAGCAGGUAUGACAAUAUGAUGUAAGUUCUAUCUCACGUUAUUAACUAUCAUCCAUAAAAUGUAACAGGAGGGUGUUUGCUAUUAUGUAUAUUUUGUAUAUGUACCUGUAUGUACAGCAUAUAAGGAUGUAUAUAGUUAAUCAUAUUUUUGAAGCAACUUUCUAUCAAAUAAAAUGAAAUAUUAC